UCGUCGACUUCUCUUUAAGUCACGCAAGAGCACGAGAAAAUCGGCCCAUCGGGAACACAAGCCUGAUGUGUUACUCCCCUCCUAUUACAAUCAUCUCCUACGUGCCAAAUCCAAUCAAACAGCUUCAUCAUCGGCCUUGCUCUUCGAUACCUUGUCGCACACUCGAGGAUGCCUGCCCGUCCGGUCACCAGAGGGUCCAAAUCCGGGGUAAAGCCGCCUCCCCCGAAAGGAAAGUCAACGGCGAAAACGAGAACCACCAGCAGCAGCGCUGCCCCAACAAAGAAGGUCCCUCGCUCAAGAACGUUCACAGGCUGUCGCACCUGCAGAAGUCGUCAUCUCAAGUGUGACGAGGCCCGCCCAGUAUGCUCGUCCUGCCGCCGCCUCAAUCUCGUCUGUGAGGGCUACGAUGGCCAGCUCCUGUGGGUUCCGGACCCCCUGUGCUCCGCCGAGCAGAAGCACGCUCAUCGCGGCACUUCCUACCGGUACCCGCUUUUCACCGAGGAAGAGAGGAAGACAAUGAGUGUCGAGAUUGUGACGAGCAUGGGGCGCCAGUCUGCCGGCGACAUUGUUCUGGAUCUCGACGAGAAAAGCGUCCAUGCCGACGAUGCGCACGUAGCUGGUCCGUUUGGCGUGUUCAGGGCCUUUGAUGGCUCUACGGAUUCUGCAUCUUCGCCGUUGCAACCCUCUGUUUCUGGGAGCUCGCCUAACACCUCGCCGUCUGAUGCCUUACCAGAGACGAUGGACGGCGAGCUCGAUGAAGAUAUCGAGGAUGUUGUUAUCGAGCCUUGGUCCGUUGACGAUAGCUCCUUAGCUCUGGAGCCAUAUUUCUUACCUGGACCGUUUGACAACUUUAGCACUGAAGGCAUGAUAAACAACAUGGGCCAGCCGUGGAUGCACGAAGAUCCGACCAGUCCUUCGACAGACGAGCAAACCCUACCGAUUUCGCACAAGCUUCCUACCCCCUUAACUAACAACAUGCCGGGUAUCGAACCAUGCUUGCCGUCACAUGCAGCUUCCCUCUUACGAUACUACAAGACUAUGGAAUCGUCAUCGUCGGUUAAGGGUAUGAGAAUAUCACCGUGGCAGCUCUGGCUCCUCCCUUGCGCUCUGGAAACCUUUGCCGAGCUGUCGCUUUGGAACACCACUUCGCAUACCCGUCACAGUAUCCUGUGUACACUGCUAGCAAAGAGUGCCUUUCAUAUGCAUCAGUCUUCAAAAAAAGAAAGCCAGAAGUCAACAACACAGUGGCUAGAUAUUGGACAGAACUAUCAAAAGAGUGCCCAGACACAUCUCAAAAUGGCCUUACGAGGAGAAUCUGAUGAGCCAAGUCAGGCCAAAUACAACGAGAUCCUUAUGGCCAUUCUUGCCACAGCCAUGGUAUCGGUUCUCUAUAAUGGAUCCCGCGCAGUAAAGAUCUUCCUCCUCGACGCCGAACGCCUAAUCCGUCUGCGUGGCCUUGCGAUGCCCAAAUCCUUCAACAUCCGUGUACUACAUCAUGUCUACACACACCUCCGCGUCAUUGCAGAGAGUACAGAUAUUGCCAUAGAAUCUGCAAAAUCCCAAGCGCAGGCGGCAACCGAGAUGGCGGUGUCGCUCCGCAAGUUCCGUAUCGCAGAAGAUUCUCUCGGUGCCGACCUCGAUUUGUCACGGGAGAAGCCUGCAGAGGUGGGCUACGCGGACAUUCAUCUCGAUGUUUCUGGCCACUGGCCUGUGACGAUGUACCCAGAGAUCUAUGGUGUGCCAGAGUCAUUGAUGACGCUGCUGUCGCAGACCAUUAGCUUCGCUAAUGAGAAGACCAAGCUGGAAGCAAUGGCCAUGUACGACCACCGCAUCUCCAUGGCCAUGUCGCGCCAUAUCAAACAAUUGGAGCAGAACAUCUGGUCCUGGUCAAUGGGAUCGUCGGAUAUGCAAAGUGGGCCGAGCCGUCCGCGGGAACUUGUCACCCAGGAGACGAAGCUCGUAGACCAUCCCCUCAUCCGAUCUCUGACGCUUGCCAUGCAUCAGGCACUUAUCAUCUACUUUUACCGCCGCGUCUACAACAUGAGCGCCAUGGUGAUUCAGGACUCUGUGCGUAAGACGCUAGAUUUCAUUCAGCCGUGCCUCGAAGAGACAGCAGACGAUCACGACUUUGCGACGAGCAUCGGGUGGGCAGCUUUCAUUGCUGCGUGCGAGGCUACAACGCCUGAUUUACAAGAGAGGGGCCUCAAAGUGCUUCAGAAAAUUGAUAGUAGCGGCGUGAUAUUUGGUACAGAUAAGCCCAGUGUUUUGGCCCAAAGUGUAUGGGACAAGAGGACGGAGACCGGUGAUUGGACCUUGAGCUGGCCGGACAUGAUGAAGACUAUUUCGAGAUGA
This is a messenger RNA of Colletotrichum scovillei, 2352 nucleotides long. RefSeq lists its product as uncharacterized. Gene Ontology annotation, cellular component: nucleus. Gene Ontology annotation, biological process: positive regulation of transcription by RNA polymerase II. Bases 169 to 2352 code for a protein of 727 amino acids. The transcript has 3 exons. Lineage: Eukaryota; Fungi; Ascomycota; Sordariomycetes; Glomerellales; Glomerellaceae. Gene Ontology annotation, molecular function: transcription cis-regulatory region binding; zinc ion binding; DNA-binding transcription factor activity, RNA polymerase II-specific. The record is from RefSeq and is a predicted model, not a curated record.